GACCGCGCGAGCGCUAGGGAGGCACUGGAGAUCGAGCCGGCCAGCAAUAGGAUGGCCGCUACGGGGACGGAACGGAGGGCUUUCGCUCACAAAAUUAACAGGACUGUAGCAGCUGAUGUCAGGAAGCAAGUGUCUCGGGAGUAUGGCGGCUCACCCCAGCUGUCAAAGAAACGCAGCAGCUCUCAGCAGUCAGUGCCCCUGACUGAGGUGGUAGAGCCCAUUGACUUUGAAGAUUAUCUGAGCACACAUCCGCCUGCCGCUGAGCCUGGGCCUCUUAGGGAGCUCAUUGAGUUCCCCUCCGAUGACAUUGAGUUGGUGCUAGAGCCUAAGGAGUGCCGCACUUUGGAAAACACCCUGCCUGAUGAGGAGAUCUUGGAUUUGCGAGUGAGGGACGCACUGGGAGUGUACACAGAUGACUGGCUCAUUGUCCAUCGGAAGUAUCAACGGUUUAGCACAAUCUAUAACGCCAACAUAUCGGAAAAACUCAGAGAGAGACAGAAAGGCUUAACAAAGCAAACCUUUGAGUUGGAUGAAGUUGUGGAUGACCGCAGCAGUCAGGAUGAGCAGGAGGACCUGAAGCGGCGCUCCGUCUCCUUGGAUGACACGCCGCGAGGCAGCUGGGCCUCCAGCAUCUUUGACCUGAAGAACUCGACCGCUGACAACCUACUGCCCAGUCUACUGGAUCGCACCGCGGUGGACGACAUCGACCGGCGUAACCAGGAGCAGAGGAAGGACAGUCGGCUCCCCGAGCUGCUAUGCCUUUUCCCAGCUCCUGAUGAGGAUGAAGCAAUUGAGCGCUGCACAAUUCCGGAGGUCCCUAAGGAGCACUUGGGGCAAAGGAUCAUGGUCAAAUGCUUGUCAUUAAAGUUUGAAAUUGAGAUUGAGCCCAUCUUUGGAAGCCUCGCUCUCUAUGAUGUAAAAGAAAAAAAGAAGAUCUCAGAGACGUUCUACUUCGACCUCAACUCGGAUCAGAUGAAGACAAUGCUGCGGCCGCACACUCCUCACACUGCCAUCUCCACCAUGUCGAGGUCGGCCAUCUUUUCUAUCACCUACCCCUCCCCAGAGAUCUUCCUAGUCAUCAGGCUCGAGAAGGUUCUACAGCAGGGUGACAUUGGCGAGUGCUGCGAGCCAUAUAUGGUGAUGAAGGAGUCGGACUCCACUAAGCACAAGGAGAAGGUGGAGAAGCUGCGGUGUCAGGCGGAGCAGUAUUGCACACGGCUCGGCAAGUACCGCAUGCCUUUUGCCUGGACGGCCAUUCACCUGAUGAACAUUGUGAGCAGCGCCGGGAGCCUGGAUCGUGGUGACUCUGACUCGGAAAGCGAACGGAAGGGGACGUGGACCGAGCGCAAGAGGAAGACAUUUGAAAGGAUGAGUGUGGGAGAAGAGUUAUGCAGCUUCACCUCCUUCAGACCUGCCACCCUCACUGUGACCAACUUCUUCAAGCAGGAGGGUGACCGCCUGCGUGAUGAAGACCUGUACAAGUUCCUGGCAGAUAUGCGGAGACCCUCGUCGGUGUUGAGGCGACUGCGGCCCGUCACAGCUCAACUAAAGAUUGACAUCUCCCCAGUGCCAGACAGCCCUCCUUACUGCCUGUCCCCAGAACUGCUGCACGUCAAGCCUUAUCCUGAUCUACGCAUCAGACCCACCAAGGAGGUGCUGGAAUUCCCUGCCCGGGAGGUCUACAUCCCAUACACCACUUACAGAAACCUGCUCUACGUCUACCCCCAGAAUCUGAACUUCAGUAGCCGUCAGGGCUCUGUGAGGAACAUUACUGUCAAGGUGCAAUUCAUGUGCGGCGAGGACCCCAGCCAGGCGAUGCCAGUGAUUUUUGGAAAGUCGAGCUGUGCAGAGUUCUAUAAAGAAGCCUACACGCCUGUCAUCUAUCAUAGCAAGUCUCCAGAGUUUUAUGAAGAAAUAAAGAUGAAGAUUCCAGCCAACUUGACUGAGAACCACCACCUGCUCUUCACCUUCUACCACAUCAGCUGCCAACAGAAACAGAACACCCCUCUGGAGACGCCAGUCGGCUACACGUGGAUCCCACUGAUGCAGCAUGGUCGCCUGCGCACCGGCGUCUUCAGCCUACCAGUGUCCAUCGAGAAGCCUCCUCCCAGCUACUCAGUCCUCACUCCUGACGUGCAGUUACCCGGUAUGAAGUGGGUGGACAAUCACAAGGGGGUCUUCACAGUGGGCGUGACCGCCGCCUCCUCAGUUCACACUCAGGAUGCCCACCUGGACAAGUUCUUCACACUGGUACAUGUCUUGGAGGAGUACUCAUUCCCGCUCCGCCUGAAAGAUGUCAUCAUCACAGAGAACAAUGUGGAGUCUGAGCUCAAGUCCAGCAUCACCCAGCUGAAGUGUGCCAACCUGGAAACCACCGUGUGCUUCAUCCAUCAUAUCCUCAACAAGCUCAUUUUGCUCAUUGUGCACCCGCCAGUCAUUGGAGGACAAAUGGUGAAUUUGGGCCGAGCAGCCUUUGAAGCCAUGGCGCUCAUUGUUAAUCAGAUCCACAAAAAUCUUGAGGGGAACCAGGACCAACACGGGCGCAACAGCCUGUUGGCUUCCUACGUCCACUACUGUUUCCACCUGCCAAGUUUUGAUCCUGGACUGCAUGGAGGCCUGGCAGGCAGUCCGCCUUAUGGGGGUCCCAUCCAGUAUGCCACCCUUUCCCGAGCCACCGGGAGGCCCAGCAGCCUCAACCUCUCUCGCUCAAAGAGCAUCAGUAACAGCAAUCCUGAUCUGGCCACCACGCCACAUUCACCAGACGAGGAAGUACAAAAGAUCAUCGGGAACAAGGGCAUCGAUCGCUCUCACUCAUGGGUGAACUCUGCUUAUGCUCCGGGUGGUCCCAAGGCUGUGCUGCGGAGGAACCAGCCCAUUUCCAGUGGUGACCUCAAGCAGGCCGCUGAGCGGUGCCCUAACCGCAUGUCUGCUUUUGUCGACGCCGCCACUUUCUCCACCUCCACCCAGGCGCGGCAGAUCGCCCGAAAGCUGCUCCAUGAAGAACUGGCUCUCCAGUGGGUGGUCAGCACAAGCUCGGUCCGAGAGGCCGCCUUGCAGCAAGCCUGGUUUUUCUUUCAGCUCAUGGUGAAAAGCAUGACCCACCACUUGUACCUGACUGAAAAGCUGGAUACCCCCCGCAAGAUGAGGUUCCCUGACCGUUUUGUGGAUGACAUUUCAGCUUUGGUGGGAGCCAUCAGUGUUGACAUUUCCAGCCGGGCCCACAAGGACGUGGAGCUGAUGGAGCGCUUGAAUGCCAACCUGGCUUUCUUUCUGAAUGACCUACUCUCAUUGAUGGACCGAGGGUUUGUCUUCAGCCUCAUCCGCACCUACUGCAAGCAGAUUGGCAACAAACUUCAGGCGACACAGAAUCCUAAUUCCUUGAUCUCCCUGCGGAUGGACUUCUUGCGUAUUGUGUGCAGCCACGAGCACUACGUCACCUUGAACCUGCCAUGCAGUGCCCUCAGCCCUCCAGCCUCUCCUUCGCCCUCCAUCUGCUCGGCCACAUCUCAGAGUUCGGCCUUCUCCAGCCAUGUGCAGGACCUGCGCAUAUCCAACAUGUUUGAGUUGUCCGUGCCUUUCCGCCAGCAACACUUUCUGUCAGGCCUCCUGCUUACAGAGUUGGCACUGAUUUUGGAGCCUGAUGGAGAAGGGGUUUUCUUCUUACACAAGAAGGCCAUCAGCUCAAUUCACAACCUCUUGUGCUCCCAUGACACGGACCCUCGUUACACUGACCCCGAAGUCCGGGCCCAGAUAGCUCAAUUGUACCUGCCACUCAUUGGAAUUGUCAUGGAGAGCCUUCCACAGCUGUAUGACUUCACAGAAAGCCACAUUCCUAGGGUCCGCCAUGCUUCUGCUCCCAACAGUGAUGACAUUGACUUGGAAAAUGGCAGCAUGAUUAGCCAGUCAGUUGCCAUGGCGAUUGCAGGCUCUCCGCUGCCCCAUUACAAAGUGAGCGCGUUCCAGCUGCCUGCUACGGCCGCCCGCCAGUAUAGUGCCCUGUCAGCAGAGUCCAGCCGUAACCUGCUUAUUUGUUUCCUGUGGGUGUUGAAAAACGCCAAUGAAGAUGACCUGGAGAAGUGGUUUUCUGACCUGCCUGUGCUGCAGAUCAACCGACUCCUUGAGCUCCUGUAUCUCUGCGUGUCCUGCUUUGAGUAUAAGGGGAAGAAGGCUUUUGAGCGAAUAAACAGCCUAACCUUCAAGAAGUCCCAAGAUAUGAAAGCCCGUCUGGAAGAGGCCAUUCUGGGAACUAUUGGGGCCCGACAGGAGAUGGUCCGCCGCUGCAGAGAAAGAAGUCCUUAUGGGAAUCAGGAGAACGUUCGAUGGCGAAAGAACGUCACCCACUGGAAGCAGAACACUGACAAAGUUGACAAGACGAAGGCAGAAAUGGAGCAAGAGUCACUUGUGGAUGGGAACCUGGCCACAGAGGUCAUGCUGGUGGUCCUGGACACACUGGAGAUCAUUGUCAAGACGGUGAUGCUAUCUGAGACCAAGGAGAGCAUUCUGGGAGGCGUCCUGAGGGUGUUGCUGCAUAGUCUGGCCUGUAACCAGAGCGCCCUCUUUCUGCAGCACUGCUUUGCUACUCAGCGGGCUCUUGUGUUUAAGUAUCCAGAGAUGCUGUUUGAAGAAGACACAGAGCUGUGUGCCGACCUGUGCCUGCGGCUCCUGCGCCACUGUAGUAGCAGUGUAGGAUCAGUCCGUGGCCAUGCCAGCGCCUCCCUGUACCUGCUGAUGAGGCAAAACUUUGAGAUUGGCAACAACUUUGCACGGGUUAAAAUGCAGGUGACCAUGUCACUUUCCUCUUUGGUGGGGACGUCGCAAAACUUCAACGAGGAGUACCUGCGGCGUUCUCUCAAGACCAUACUGACAUACGCUGAGGAGGAUCUGGAUCUACGAGACUCUACCUUCCCAGAGCAGGUACAGGAUUUGGUCUUCAACUUGCACAUGAUCCUGACGGAUACGGUCAAAAUGAAGGAGCACCAGGAGGACCCUGAGAUGCUGAUUGACCUGAUGUACAGGAUCGCCAAAGGCUACCAGAGCUCGCCAGACCUCCGACUGACAUGGCUGCAUAACAUGGCAGGGAAACAUUCAGACCGGGGAAACCAUGCAGAAGCAGCACAGUGCCUAGUGCACUCGGCAGCCCUAGUGGCCGAGUACCUCAACAUGCUGGAGGACUGUCGCUAUCUGCCGGUGGGCUGUGUAACCUUCCAGAGUAUCUCUUCAAACGUCUUGGAAGAAUCGGCGGUCUCUGAUGACAUUCUAUCACCAGAUGAGGAGGGGAUCUGUGCUGGGAAAUAUUUCACAGAGUCUGGGCUUAUUGGGCUUUUGGAGCAGGCAGCUGCUUCCUUCACUAUGGGGUCCAUGUACGAGGCCGUCAACGAAGUCUACAAGCUGUUGAUUCCCAUUCACGAGGCCAACCGGGACUUCAAGAAGCUGAGCGUGUUGCACGGCAAGCUGCAGGAUGCCUUCAACAAAAUUAAUAACCAGAGCUCAGGCUGGGAGAGGAUGUUUGGCACUUAUUUCCGAGUUGGCUUCUAUGGCUGCAAAUUUGGAGAUCUGGAUGAACAGGAGUUUGUCUACAAGGAGCCAUCAAUCACUAAGCUAGCAGAGAUUUCCCAUCGCUUGGAGGAGUUUUAUGCUGAGCGCUUUGGUGAUGAGAUGAUUGAAAUUAUAAAGGAUUCCAACCCUGUGGACAAAGCCAAGUUGGACCCAAACAAGGCAUACAUCCAAAUCACUUAUGUGGAGCCUUUCUUUGACACGUAUGAGCUGAAGGACCGUGUCACGUACUUCGACAAGAAUUACAACCUGCGCACAUUCAUGUUCUGCACACCCUUCACACUGGAUGGCCGUGCGCACGGUGACCUCCAUGAACAGUACAAGCGUAAGACCAUCCUCACCACCUCACACGCCUUCCCUUACAUCAAGACGCGCAUCAACGUCACCCAGAAAGAGGAGAUCAUACUCAUUCCUAUUGAGGUGGCAAUUGAGGACAUGCAGAAGAAGACCCAGGAGCUGGCAUUUGCCACACAUCAGGACCCUGCCGAUGCCAAGAUGCUGCAAAUGGUGCUGCAGGGCUGUGUGGGCACCACUGUCAACCAGGGCCCCCUUGAAGUUGCCCAAGUCUUCCUGGCCGAUAUCCCUGAUGAUCCAAAACUGUUUCGACACCAUAACAAGCUGCGGCUGUGCUUCAAAGACUUCACCAAGAGGUGUGAAGACGCCCUCCGCAAGAACAAGACCCUGAUUGGCCCCGACCAGAAAGAGUACCACCGAGAGCUGGAGCGCAACUACCACCGGCUCAAGGAGGCCUUGAACCCCCUCAUCCACCGGAAGAUUCCACAGCUUUACAAGCCGGUCGUCUCACCCACAAGCCAGAGGAAUUCCUUCAGUCGAUCAAGCCUCCGAAAAGUUGAAGGUUGAAGAUGCUCCGAAUUUGUAAGCUGUGAAAAACGUUUGGAUCAUUUGGGCGCGGGGUUGAGACAUCUUGGAAGUGCAUAUGGCAUUUAUUUCUUGGCCCUGAAGCAGAGAUGGACCUGCCUUUGCUUUUAUUAAUCACUCAAAGCCCCCAACCCCCCCUCCACCACACCAUACCCCUUCCCUGAGCCCCACCCCCAUGGUUUGCGGGUGGCAUUCUUCUUCCGAAUUGACACGGAGGAAGGUGGACAAGGAGCUGCCUUCAUGGCAGAAGGGUGGAAUCUGCUCCUCAUCUUUGCACUACGAACAAUUGCUCUGUCCAAAGAAACCCACUGGAAAGCAGCUUGUAAUACUGGGGGCUCGACUUGUGCGGGGGGGAGGGUCUUAGUCGGGUGGAGGGUGCCUAAGGAGACCUGGCCAACAGUGCCUUCAUUUCAUGUCACCUUUUAGCCUUCAUUUCUGCUCUGGAGGAAGCUGGGAUGGAAGAUCAGAUACUAUAAGUGAAAGAGAAAACUGUCAUUGGCGCAGAAGAAGUUAGACCUCUGAAUAGACAGUGGAGCCCCCAAAGGCUCUCCUGAAGCCCUGUGCUCAAUGGAGUUCUAUCAGUCAGAAGUUUGACUUUCAAGUGUGUCAUGAAAUUUUGCCAUCGUGCUGCAGACUGGAAUACCACCAGUUCAGAUCCUUCAUUUAUAUUUCUAAGAAUUUGAGGAUUGGACAGGAAAUCAGACCGGAAUUCCACCUGUUAGAAGCUUGAGUCCCAGUGCAUAAUGGAAAUCUGUCAUCUCAGUGCUAACAGCAACUCUAUUAGUCUGAAAACCUGAUUACUAAUAACAAAUGGAAACUUCAUUUCCAAACAAAACUGGAAUUCUGUGAGACAAGGGAUUGGAUUCCUGAUGCAGACUGGAAUUCUGUCAGUCAGACGGAAGUCCUUAUUUCCCAGUGUGUAACCUAAUUGUGGCAGGUGAAGACUGGUAGACUGGAUUUGAGUCUGAUGGAAGAUUGCACUGGGAACCAGAAAGGAAUUCUGUCAAUUAGGAAAUUACAUCUCACUGCAGCUUGAAAUUCUGCCAGUUGGAUGCUUAAUUCCCAUUGCAGCCUCGAAUUCCACCAGUUGAAUCUAAAUAUCAACUGGAAUUUUGUCCACCAGAAGCAGGAUUCCCUGCUCACUGGAAUUCUAUUAGCCAGAACCAAGAUCACCACAGUAGACCGGAAUUCUCAGUCACAAGCUUAAUUCCAUGUAUACAAUGGAGUUCUGCUGCCCCAGAGUAGACUGAAAUUUCUCCAGUUCAAAUGGAAUUUUAUGAUUAAAAAGCUUCUUUCCCAGUGCUGACUGUAAUUCUGCCAAUUUGAAGAUUGUGUAUGGGCACCAGAUUGGAAUUCUGUCAGCCAGAAGCGCGCAGACUGGAAUUCUUUGAGUUGAACACUUGAUUGUCAAUGCAGACUGGAAUUCUUUUGGUUGGUGUUGUCAUUCCCAAUACUUCCUGGAAUUCCUCCAGCUGGAUGGUUAACAGCUCUCUGUGUUUCCAGUAUCAGCCAGGUCUCCUCAAGUAUGGAUGGCUUGGUGCCCUCAUGUCUGCUCCUGGCUGGAAUUCUUCGAAUUUGUUGCCCAUUCUAAGUUCUCUUAUGGAGUGACGCGUCCUGCAGUGACCGUGUAGUCUGGAAUCCUUGUCGGGUGUAGUGUGAUUCCCAGUACAGACUGCUUUUGCCCCCAUGUCCUGACACAAGGGAUCUGCUUUUCCUUCAGUUUUGUUUUCCAUCACCGAAUGAGGUACAUCAGACCUAGACACCCAAAGGUGUCCCCACUUCUAGUUUGUCGCAUCUAAAUAGGACAUCAGCCUCGUUCUGUUUCUUCUUUGGCGUUCUCCUUGUUAUUUAUUCCUAAUUAUUUCUGCAGCUGCAUUGAGGUUUUUCAAAUGCUGUGUACCAAGUGCACUUUUCCUUUACACCACUAAGUUGUGCUGUUGUGCAGAAAUAAAAGUGGGAGAGUGGCGUUUGGCCAGCA
Messenger RNA from Polypterus senegalus (gray bichir), 8410 nucleotides. RefSeq names its product dedicator of cytokinesis protein 7-like. Gene Ontology annotation, cellular component: cytosol. Lineage: Eukaryota; Metazoa; Chordata; Cladistia; Polypteriformes; Polypteridae. Bases 52 to 6414 code for a protein of 2120 amino acids. Gene Ontology annotation, molecular function: guanyl-nucleotide exchange factor activity. Gene Ontology annotation, biological process: positive regulation of GTPase activity; small GTPase-mediated signal transduction. The transcript is spliced from 50 exons. The record is from RefSeq and is a predicted model, not a curated record.